AUGAAUGAGACAGACCCCAAGAGCAUCAUCAAGAGCAUCUGUGACCUCAUGACGGAGCACUGGCUGCAGGGCGUGGUGUUCGGAGACGACACAGACCAGGAGGCCAUCGCCCAGAUCCUUGACUUCAUCUCAGCCCAGACCCAUAUCCCCAUCCUCGGAGUCCGCGGGGGCUCCUCCAUGAUCAUGGCUGCCAAGGAUGACGACUCCAUGUUCUUCCAGUUUGGCCCCUCCAUCGAGCAGCAGGCUUCGGUCAUGCUAAACAUCAUGGAGGAGUACGACUGGUACAUCUUCUCCAUAGUCACCACGUACUACCCGGGGUACCAGGACUUUGUCACCAAGGUCCGCAGCACCAUCGAGAACAGCUUCGUGGGCUGGGAGCUGGAGGAGGUUUUGCUGCUUGACAUGUCCGUAGAUGAUGGAGAUUCGAAGAUCCAGAACCAGCUGAAGAAGCUCGGGAGCCCCGUCAUUCUCCUCUACUGCACAAAAGAGGAGGCCAACACCAUCUUCGAGGUGGCCCACUCUGUCGGGAUCACUGGCUACGGCUACACAUGGAUUGUGCCCUCGCUGGUAGCUGGAGACACUGUUGUAGUGCCUGCAGAGUUCCCCACAGGGCUGCUCUCCGUGUCCUACGACGAGUGGGACUACGGCCUAGAGGCCCGCGUUCGCGACGGCGUGGCCAUCAUCACCAUGGCAACCUCUACCAUGGUGAUGGACCGCGGACCUCACACCCUGCUGAAGUCCGAGUGUCACGGGGCUCCGGACAAGAAGACCCCCAUCUCAGGCAACCCCAACGAAGUGCUCAGGUACCUGAUGAAUGUGACGUUUGAGGGGCGUAAUCUGUCGUUCAGCGAGGAUGGAUACCAGAUGCACCCCAAGCUGGUCAUCAUUCUGCUCAACAAGGAGAGGCAGUGGGAGAGGGUGGGUAAAUGGGAGAACGGUUCCCUGUCCAUGAAGUACCACGUGUGGCCUCGCUACGAACUCUACGGUGGCGCGGCAACCAGGGAGGACGACCACCUGUCCAUCGUGACGCUGGAGGAGGCUCCGUUCGUCAUUGUGGAAGACGUGGAUCCGCUGAGCGGGACCUGCAUGAGGAACACCGUGCCCUGUCGGAAGCAGAUCAAAACACUCAAUCAAACGAAGGAUUCUGGGAUCUACAUAAAGCGUUGCUGUAAGGGAUUCUGCAUCGAUAUCCUGAAGAAGAUUGCCAAGCAGGUGAAGUUCACCUACGACCUUUACCUGGUCACUAACGGCAAACACGGCAAGAAGAUCAAUGGAACGUGGAACGGCAUGGUGGGAGAGGUGGUGUUAAAAAACGCCCACAUGGCCGUCGGCUCCUUGACCAUCAACGAGGAGAGGUCGGAGGUCAUCGACUUUUCCGUCCCCUUCAUCGAAACGGGCAUCAGCGUCAUGGUCUCCCGUAGCAACGGCACAGUUUCGCCCUCGGCCUUCUUAGAGCCCUUCAGCGCGGAUGUGUGGGUGAUGAUGUUCGUGAUGCUGUUGCUGGUGUCAGCAAUGGCUGUGUUUAUAUUCGAGUACUUGAGCCCUGUGGGCUACAACCGCUGUCUGGCUGACGGCAAAGAGCCUCAUGGUCCAUCCUUCACCAUCGGUAAGGCCAUCUGGCUGCUCUGGGGUCUGGUCUUUAACAACUCUGUGCCGGUGCAGAACCCCAAAGGCACCACCAGUAAGAUCAUGGUAUCGGUGUGGGCCUUCUUCGCUGUCAUCUUCCUGGCCUCCUACACUGCCAACCUGGCCGCUUUCAUGAUCCAGGAGGAAUAUGUGGACCAGGUAACUGGUCUCUCGGACAAAAAGUUCCAGAGUCCCAACGACUUCUCGCCUCCGUUUCGGUUCGGCACCGUCCCAAACGGGAGUACGGAGAGAAACAUUAGGAACAACUAUCCAGAAAUGCACGGCUACAUGACAAAGUUCCACCAGAGAAACGUCAACGAGGCUCUGCAGAGUCUCAAGGCUGGCAAACUAGACGCCUUCAUCUACGACGCGGCCGUGCUCAACUACAUGGCCGGCAGGGACGAGGGCUGCAAGCUGGUGACCAUCGGCAGCGGCUACAUCUUCGCCACCACGGGGUACGGCAUCGCCAUCCAGAAGGAGUCGCUCUGGAAGAGGCACGUGGACCUGGCCAUCCUGCAGCUCUUUGGAGACGGUGAGAUGGAGGAGCUGGAGUCCCUGUGGCUGACGGGGAUCUGCCACCACGAGAAGAACGAGGUGAUGUCCAGCCAGCUGGACGUGGACAACAUGGCUGGCGUCUUCUACAUGCUCGGUGCCGCCAUGGCGUUGUCGCUCAUCACCUUCAUCUGUGAGCACUGGUUCUACUGGCAGCUGCGCUUCUGCUUCAUGGGCGUCUGCUCCGGCCAGCCCGGCUUCGUCUUCUCCAUCAGCAGGGGCAUCUACAGCUGCAUCCACGGGGUGCAGAUUGAGGAGAAGAGCAGCUCGGCACUGAACUCCCCGUCAGGCACCAUGAACAACACCCAUUCCAACAUCAUGCGCCUCUUGCGCACCGCAAAGAACAUGGCCUCCCUGUCGGGGGUGAACGGCUCACCACACAGCGCGCUGGACUUCAUCCGCCGGGAAUCCUCGGUGUACGACAUCUCUGAACACCGGCGCAGCCUGGCAGGCCACUCCGACUGCAAGCCGCCUUACCUACCGGAGGACAAUAUGUUCAGCGACUACAUCAGCGAGGUGGAGAGGACGUUUGGCAACCUCCACCUGAAGGACAGCAAUCUGUACCAGGACCACUACCUGCACCACCACGGCUCAACGCUCGGGCUCAGCGGACCGCCUGCCAACCGUCCCCACAGUUUAGGGAGUGCAAGUUCUCUGGAGGGUGGCAUGUUCGACUGUGACAGCCUGGGCGGAGGGGUGGCCCCUAUUUUCACCACCCAGCCCUGCUCAGCACUGACCCACAGGAACAUGAGCAAGUUUGACCUGCUGUCUGGACAGACUCCUCCCUCAGGACAGAGCUUCAAAGGAGGGCUGCCGGACCUGUACGGGAAGUUCUCUUUCAAGGGAGGCGCCUCGAGUUCCACGUUUAUCCCGGGGCACGGCUACUGCGGAGGAAGAGGAGAUGAUGAAGGAAAUAUACGGUCCGAUGUGUCGGACAUUUCCACGCACACAGUGACUUAUGGAAACCUGGAGGGUAAUGCCAAGAAGCGGAAACAGUACCGCGAUAGCCUGAAAAAGAGGCCGGCCUCUGCCAAGUCCAGACGGGAGCUGGACGAGAUCGAGCUGGGCUACAGGAGGAAACCCUACCACAUCAGUCACCACCACUACCACGGCCACCGCUCUGCCUCCCCACCACUUUUGCCCCCUGAACGGAAGAGAGGAGGAGGUGGAGGAGGAAACAACAAUGGGAACUCCUAUAUCUUCAGAGAAAAGGAGAGCGUUAGGGAUUUCUAUUUGGACCAGUUUCGUCCCAAAGAGGGCGUCCCUCAGUGGGAACACGUGGACCUGACAGAGGGCCCUGGGAGUAGAGACGGAGGAGUGGGGACCUGCACCACCCUGGUUCCAGUGGAUGACUUUCUUAAGAGCAAACCCAAAAAGCCAGAUUCAAAGACUGGGGGAGGAUCUGGGCUGGCAGGGGGAGAGUGGGAGUGCAGGAACUGUCGGGCUAGCGGGGGAGGACUGGGCAAGCAGAUGUCCAUGCACGGAGGCGGGGGUGGUGGAGGGUAUGGUGGUGGCAUUAGCUGCGGGUCCUCGGGAGGCGGAGGAAACAGCCGCCCCAGCUCUGCGACCUGCAUGCGCUGCGAGGGCUGUAAAAAGACAGGAAACCUCUACGAUAUCAGCGAGGACAACAACCACCUCUUGGAACAGAUGGGGGGAGGGCAAUCUCAACCUCAGGGCCAGCAGAGGAGGAAGAGUGGAGGCUUCGGCAAACCACUGAGGCGGCAGCACUCGUAUGACGCGUUUGUCGACCUUCAGAAAGAGGAGUCGGGUGGGAUGGGAAGUUUGAUGGGGGGCCUAGGAGGUGUCGGAGGGAUGGGUGGUGUAGGUAUGGGAGGGAUGCUACCUCCACCCAGGAGCGUCAGUUUGAAGGAGAAAGAACGAUACAUGGAGGGCACCAGCCCCUUUGCACACAUAUUUGAGAGACACGGGGGCUCAGAAAGAGAAAGGGAACGAGACAGGGACCCGUUGUUUUACGGAGGUGAGGGCCAGAAAGGACACGGCUCGCCAUUCGGCCUGUUCAGAGGCGGCGAUGGCCUCCACCGCCGCUCCAUCGGAGAGAGAGACAUGCGAGACAGGGAUAGGGCUUUGAUGGAAGGAGGAGGUGGGGGAGGGUUCUCUUUAUCCAAAUCUCUUUACCCCGACAGGGUGAACCAAAACCCCUUUAUACCGACCUUCGGCGACGAUCAGUGUCUGAUGCACGGAGCCAAACAAUACUACAUGAAAAAGCAACAGCACACGACUUCGUAUCUGCCGGCGUCCGCCACGGCCGGGGUGAUGUCCAACGUGACCCCCCGGUUCCCGAAAGAGCUCAGCCUCGGUGGGAUGAACCACCACGGCUCCAUGCUGGGGGUCGGCCCCCCGCGUCCCUUCAAUGGAAGCAAUGGCCAUGUGUACGAGAAGCUCUCCAGCAUUGAGUCUGACGUGUGA
Messenger RNA from Anoplopoma fimbria (sablefish), 4605 nucleotides. It is a transcript of the gene grin2ba, whose product is annotated as glutamate receptor, ionotropic, N-methyl D-aspartate 2B, genome duplicate a. Bases 1 to 4605 code for a protein of 1534 amino acids. NCBI's taxonomy places the organism in Eukaryota, Metazoa, Chordata, Actinopteri, Perciformes, Anoplopomatidae. The record is from RefSeq and is a predicted model, not a curated record. The transcript has 16 exons. Gene Ontology annotation, biological process: excitatory postsynaptic potential; long-term synaptic potentiation; monoatomic ion transport. Gene Ontology annotation, molecular function: NMDA glutamate receptor activity; transmitter-gated monoatomic ion channel activity involved in regulation of postsynaptic membrane potential. Gene Ontology annotation, cellular component: plasma membrane; postsynaptic density membrane; postsynaptic membrane.